UCCAUGGCUUCUCCGGCAAGCCUUUCUCUCUCUCUCUCUCUCUCUCUGUCUCUCUGAAGAUCAGUCUUCGAGAGCAGUAUAAGACUAUAAGUGAUCACUCUCUCACCUCAUUUUCUACUUCCUCCCUAUUUUUCUACUAAUCCUCUGUGCAAUGUAGACUCUGGAGUCUCAGAAUGGCCAAGUGCGAGCGAAACGACGUGGGAUCGUUAGUCCUCAACCGCGCCGCUGGCGGUGGAAGUUUUCGUCUAUUUUCGUCAUCCUCCGGUGCGACAUUUCGCAAGAAAGUAUUUGAUUUCGUUCGUUGUGGUGGUUCCCGCCAUUUCCGGGAAGAUGAGGUGGCAGGCGUUCAGCCCUUGCCGCUGGCUCCGGAGCCGGCGCAAGAGCGAUCGGAGCCGAGGAGGAAGGGAUCGGAGAAGCUGUCGGAGCUGUUGAAGAAUUCGUGGGAGGGUUGGGGUGAAGAGGAUGGGAAUGCUGAAGAGACGAAGAGGAAGACUGAGGCGUUUGAGGAGGUGAAGCGCGUGGUAAGGGAUCUUCAGGUUGGGGAAGGAGUGAGGAAGAGUGGAGGUGCGGUGGAGGUGAGGAGGCGUGCGAAGGAAGACUUGGAAGCUCGAACUACGCUCGCAAUGCUCGGAGCCAUUCCUCCUCUGGUAGGGAUGCUAGAUUCUGAGGAUCAGGAGUCUCAGAUCGCGUCAUUGUACGCUCUUCUUAAUCUCGGGAUCGGAAACGAUGAGAACAAAGCAGCCAUUGUCAAAGCAGGAGCUGUCCACAAGAUGCUAAAGCUCAUUGAAUCUCCAAAUGAACCCCCAAAUUCAGCUGUCUCUGAAGCAGUUGUCGCAAAUUUUCUUGGCUUAAGUGCAUUAGACUCAAACAAGUCAAUUAUUGGUUCUUCUGGGGCCGUUCCAAUUUUAGUAAGAACCCUAAAAAAUUUGGACAAGACCAGCAGUUCCCAAGCAAUGCAAGACUCUUUGAGAGCGCUAUACAAUCUUUCCAUAUUACCUUUGAACAUUUCAGUAAUUCUGGAAACUGAUUUUGUCUCAUUUCUGCUAAAUACAUUGGGGGACAUGGAAGUGAGUGAAAGAAUCCUCUCAAUUUUAAGCAAUGUGGUAUCUACCCCAGAAGGUAGAAAGGCUAUCAGCACUGUGCCAGAUGCAUUCCCUAUUUUGAUUGAUGUUAUGAAUUGGAAUGACUCUCCAGGUUGCCAGGAGAAGGCAUCUUAUAUCUUGAUGGUAAUGGCGCACAAAUCUUAUGGAGAUAGACAGGCUAUGAUUGAUGCUGGAAUUGUAUCUUCCCUACUUGAAUUGUCUCUUUUAGGCAGCACAUUAGCACAAAAGAGGGCCUCCCGGAUUUUGGAGUGUUUGAGGGUUGAUAAAGGGAAGCAGGUUUCAGAAAGUUAUGGUGGCAGUUUGGGUAGCGUUGGAGUAUCUGCUCCCAUAUGUGGAUCAUCUUCCUCAUCUGCGAAUCCAAAUCUCAGUUCCAAGGAGGCUUUCGAGGAGGAGGAAGACAUGAUGAGUGAGGAGAAAAAGGCAGUGAAGCAAUUAGUCCAGCAGAGUUUGCAGAAUAACAUGAGGAGAAUUGUUAAGAGGGCCAAUUUGCCACAAGACUUUGUUCCAUCGGAUCAUUUCAAGGCGCUCACAUCAAGUUCAACUUCAAAGAGCUUACCAUUUUGAGAAUAUUUCUUCCAUGUCACACACAAAUCCAGAAAUUACAACCAAGGAGAUGGAGAUUCGUGACCCAAUUUGGAUAGGAGGGGGAAGAAUCUGAGCUGUUUGUGGUUAAAAUAACUGUGUUCAGUUUUGUCCCCUCCAGGUAUAUAUGUAUCAUAUAAUAUCCAUUGUGGGGUGUAGCUAGUUUUUCCCUUUUUCUUUUUUCCUCCUUGUGAAUCUUUAAUUUUCCGUGGUCUCUCUUUUUUUGGUCCCUUUUUUGAGAUCUGUUUUCUGUUAGGUGUAAAUAUUUUGUUGUAAUGAUAUCAUAUGAGCAAUUGUUUUUUACUUUGUCCUCUGCAAUCAUAUCCUUAUCUCCUCUUUUUUAUUA
Vitis riparia (riverbank grape) is the source of this 2031-nucleotide messenger RNA. RefSeq names its product U-box domain-containing protein 12. Gene Ontology annotation, molecular function: protein binding. The transcript has 3 exons. Lineage: Eukaryota; Viridiplantae; Streptophyta; Magnoliopsida; Vitales; Vitaceae. Bases 174 to 1667 code for a protein of 497 amino acids. The record is from RefSeq and is a predicted model, not a curated record.